Molecule: messenger RNA, 2076 nt
Organism: Sitodiplosis mosellana (orange wheat blossom midge)
Lineage: Eukaryota; Metazoa; Arthropoda; Insecta; Diptera; Cecidomyiidae
Gene: HPS1
Product: BLOC-3 complex member HPS1
Exons: 10
Coding region: 151-1953 (600 amino acids)
Biological process (GO): vesicle-mediated transport
Cellular component (GO): BLOC-3 complex
Molecular function (GO): guanyl-nucleotide exchange factor activity
Source: RefSeq, a predicted model, not a curated record
UAUUACCUAUCAGUGUACUUUUCGUGUACAAAAUGAAAUGUCACUUGAAUGCAUCAAAAAUAGUUCUGAUAACUUCAAAGUAAUAUUGAACAUUCUAAAGGUUCAAACCUUAUUUCAAAGUGUAUUUUUUGUGGAAAAACGACACGAAAAAUGGACGGUCUGUUUGUAUUUGAUCAACAAAAUGACAUUGUUUUCACUCAGCUAGAUGACAAAAUCAACCAUCGUCUGUAUGAAUUGGCCAAAAAGCAAGAGUUGCUUCCAAAUGAUGCGGUUGAAAUGAAUGAGAUUGACACAAAUGUCGUGGUCCAACUUUUUAGCCCACUGAUUGCAUCGCAACGAAUUAUGUUUUGUCAAUUCGAUAAUUCGUACACAUCGAUUCAGCUGAAGGACAACAUGAACCUCGUUUUCGAAGAGUUUUUGGGAUUUUUGUUCGUAUGUAUUGGCACGGAAAGUGUGGAAUACCAACAGAGAUACGUCGGCAUUUGUAUAUCAUUCAUAAAACAUUUGUGUGGCCCUGACAUUUAUUUAUUGAAAACUAUUCAAAUGAAGGCGAAAAUUUUGAGUAAACUAUUAGAAAGCUGGAAAUAUCUUUAUCAAAACGAUGAAACGGUAUUGAUAGAAGGCAUGGAGAAUUUACUUAUCAAUUUGGAUUUAAAGAGAGUCGCACAAAGAGCGCUAGAAACAGCAUCGGAGAAUCUCAAACGCGACCCCUACUCACAGCGUAGUCACUCAAUUUUAUUCGUAAAAAAUAAACUUCUCGCUAUGUGCUCAAGCCGUUCGGCUCAAGAUCUGUCAACCGGUGACUUGAUAUUCCUUCAAAUUUACUGUCAAAAAUCAGUGUCGGCCAACCAUGAUGCCAAAUCGGACCGGAAAGUUGAUACUCAUUUGGUAUUUUUACAAGGCAAUGUAAAUGGUACUCAUGCCGGAUGCAUUCCACACAUCGUACACAUCUGUCACAUGGAAAAUGAUGUUACGCUCAUCAUUUUACUUGAAUAUGGUAGUCUGGCUGUUUCAAGUGGUUUGUUUGACGUUUUCUUUGCCGUGCACAAAAUUCGCAUAUUGCAAAUGCAAAACGAUAUGGACAACUUUCGACCCGCAUACGAAAACUUGGAUCAUUACAUCAAACAAAGCUUGGAUGCGCUUAAAAAAGCUAAGUAUAAUAAUGCUGAUAUUGAAGCGGCCAUCAAAAAGUAUUCUAGCAAAUGGGAUCUUCUUCGAAAGAAAUAUUUGGAAUUAUUUAAAAAUAGUGACCGAGAUUUAAUUUUAACCAUUGAGUCUAAUAUACCUGGUCUGGUUGAGACACUCAAAGACUUAUUCCGGAUGAUUUGUGUGGAAUGCAGCACUCUUUUGUAUGGUGUACAGAGAGUCGCAGAAAUUGCAACCAAAAUUGAAGAAAAACUUGUCGAAAUUUCGGAAUUCCUACGCGUUAAAGCAAUUCAAAAUAUAGCCCUUGGAUCAGUCUUCAAAGAUAUCAAUGGAUUGGUUCAUUUCAUCCACAUAAAUCGUUCAAGUGGCCGCAUCGUUGUGCCGAUAAUAGAUCCGGAAAAUAAACGUGCUCCAUUAAUAAGAAAGCAGGUAUGGAAUAUGGUAAAAAUGUCACGAUCAUAUUUGCAAAAGGGAAAUUUAUCGUUGAUAUGGCAAGAUGAUGUAUUUUUUUAUUCGUACUUUUUGUGGUUCGAAGACAACCAUGGAACGCAGCUUAAGCCAAAGGAAAUUCCCAAUUCAACAUCUGCUAAUGCCAUCAAACCACACGUUGUGCCGGGCGUCAUUUCGGGAGAGUUUUAUCAGUGGCUGAUCGAAACGUGCUUCCCGAAAAAUAAUGGCAAAAUCAAGUGCUUUGAAUUGUAUAGUAUGUAUGUAGGAUUGACAUCAGCUCAUACAUUACUUGAUUUCAAUAGACGCUUGGUUGCUAUUUUGCGCGAUAAUUUGGCCGGUUUCAAUGGUUUCGAAUAAUAAUUGCAAUAUAAAGACUCACUUUGUCCUUUAAAUACACGCAUCUAGUCGGAAAUCUAUGAUAUGUAAAUAUCUGUAGAAAAUGUAACCAAAUAUAAAAUGAACAUUUCCAUUUUUGAGAAG